Messenger RNA from Cucurbitaria berberidis CBS 394.84, 321 nucleotides. RefSeq names its product mitochondrial ribosomal protein-like protein of the small subunit. The record is from RefSeq and is a predicted model, not a curated record. The coding region runs from base 1 to 321 and encodes 106 amino acids. NCBI's taxonomy places the organism in Eukaryota, Fungi, Ascomycota, Dothideomycetes, Pleosporales, Cucurbitariaceae. Gene Ontology annotation, cellular component: mitochondrion. The transcript is spliced from 3 exons.
AUGGCGGUCCCACGACAGCGGAUAUUGGACCUCAUGAGGGUUCAAUGCCGCGUCUUCAAUACCACUUACAACCCCGAGCGCCUCCGUAUCGGCUCGCGCAUUUUACACCAGCGCCUCAAAGGUCCCUCGGUCGCAUCGUACUACCCACCCCGAAUAGGCACAAUCAGCCAACUGCGAAGUCUCUACCCUGAGCAACAAAUCAUAGACGAAGAGGAGGAAGAUUGGCUCGAGCAUAUGAACGUUGCCAAGUCAAGAGGAAAGAGCGCACCUAAGAAGAAGAGAACGGCCGCGGAAUCGAAGAAGUUCAACAAGAAGAGAUAG